AGGAGAAAUAUGGGUUUCACUGAGAAGCAAGAAGCUUUAGUUAAUAGCUCAUGGGAAUUAUUUAAACAGAAUCCUAAUUAUAGUGUUUUGUUCUACACCAUCAUAUUGAAAAAAGCACCCGCAGCAAAAGGAAUGUUCUCAUUUCUUAAGGAUUCGGCUGAAGUAGUGGAUAGUCCUAAACUUCAAGCCCAUGCUGAAAAAGUUUUUGGAAUGGUGCAUGACUCAGCUAUUCAACUUCGAGCAUCAGGAGAAGUAGUUGUAGGGGAUGCAACAUUGGGUGCCAUUCACAUUCAGAAGGGAGUUGUUGAUCCUCAUUUUGUGGUGGUCAAAGAAGCUUUGCUAGAAACCAUAAAAGAAGCAUCAGGAGAAAAAUGGAGCGAAGAAUUGAGUACUGCUUGGGAAGUUGCCUAUGAAGGAUUAGCAUCCGCAAUUAAGAAGGCAAUGAAUUAA
Lathyrus oleraceus (garden pea) is the source of this 450-nucleotide messenger RNA. RefSeq names its product leghemoglobin Lb120-1-like. The record is from RefSeq and is a predicted model, not a curated record. Bases 10 to 450 code for a protein of 146 amino acids. Gene Ontology annotation, molecular function: heme binding; oxygen binding. The transcript is spliced from 4 exons. Lineage: Eukaryota; Viridiplantae; Streptophyta; Magnoliopsida; Fabales; Fabaceae.